Molecule: messenger RNA, 1260 nt
Organism: Aspergillus udagawae
Lineage: Eukaryota; Fungi; Ascomycota; Eurotiomycetes; Eurotiales; Aspergillaceae
Gene: cdc123
Product: cell proliferation protein CDC123
Exons: 2
Coding region: 1-1260 (419 amino acids)
Cellular component (GO): cytoplasm
Source: RefSeq, a predicted model, not a curated record
AUGCCGCUUCUAGAUCCUGAUACACAGGCUCCGGCUGAGUCUUCAGCGGCGCAGCUGCAGAGGCUACCCUUUCCCCCAGUCACUUACUCUCACAUUCUUCAUUGCUCUUAUCAUCACUGGCAACCUCGAUACCGCCCACUCACCCCAAAAUCUCGUGCUAUACCUUUGACGCCUUCAUUCGUGUCCUACCUCCGCGCCGAUGGAAUCGUUCUACCACCAGAGACCACCCCGCCACAGGGCGAAGAUGAACUAGACACAUUUUCCGACGACGGUGCAGACGAAGAGCCAGAUCCAUCCGUUGAAUGGCAAGAAAUUCACUCCCAUAUCAGGUCAACCAUCUCAGAGUUUGGCGGCAAAGUAACACCAAAGCUGAACUGGAGUGCGCCAAAGGAUGCUGUGUGGAUGUCGGCGACGAACGAUCUUCAAUGCCGAACACCAAAUGAUAUAUACCUCCUCCUGAAGAGCAGCGACUUCAUCACACACGACUUGGAGCAUCCAUUUGACGGUUGCGUGCCCGAUACAGGCGAUUCUUCCGAUACGCCUGCUACCCAACCCGAUAUCCCUUACCACCUCGUCCUCCGCAAAUACGUUAACUUCAAUCCCUCUCUUGAAUUCCGUUGCUUUGUACGUAACCGCGUGCUUUUGUGCAUGUGCCAGCGCGACCAGAAUCAUUUUGACUUCCUCUUCUCGCUGCGGGACACCCUUCGAUCACGCAUCCAGGCUUUCUUCGACGACAAGCUCAAGGACACAUUUCCAGACCCCAACUUCGUCUUUGACGUGUAUAUCCCUGAGCCACACCAGCGCGUGUGGCUUAUCGACAUCAACCCCUGGGCUGAUAGAACAGACCCGCUUUUGUUCAGUUGGCUGGAAAUCCUGCAGAUGAAGGAUCCCAUCGGAAUAAAGGAAGAGGACGCAGACGGCCCCGAGGAAAGCUUUGUUCGACUCUCUCUCAACGGAGCCAACCCUAUAGUGGAGGAGGUAAAUGGAAAUGAGAGUUCCGAGUCAGAAGAAGAAGAAGAGCUUGAACGCGCGGACGAUGGAGACGACUCGCCGUUCCUCCCCGAAUUCCGUCUCGUGAAGCGUGAUGACCCAGAGGCAUAUUCUUUCAGUACCCCUCAGUACUCCGCGCAUAAAUUGCCCAGAGAAGUUGUUGAUGCGUCUCUUUCUGGGCCAGGUGGUAUGAGUGAGUUCUUGGGUAAGUGGCAGGACAUUCUAGCCAAGCAGACGCAGGAGGAUACGGACAGUGACGAUGGACGAUAA